CAUCGCACCUAGAAAAGCAUUGCGGUGAAUCCCUCAUCACUUUACCAAAGUCAUUAAGUCGCGUUUGGUGACCAGUCUCGGGUUAAGGUAUCUCUUUUUGCUUUGAAUUAAAAAUUAACAAAAAAAUACUCAACGAUGUCACAUUACAAGUUGACUUAUUUCAAUAUUACUGGUUUAGGCGAACCAAUACGUUUCAUAUUACAUUAUGGAGGAAUUAAAUUUGAAGAUGUUCGGAUAUCUUUUGAGGAAUGGCCUAAAAUUAAAUCCACUAUGCCACUUGGCACAAUGCCAAUAUUGGAGAUCGAUGGCAAAAGAUAUUAUCAAUCAAGGGCUAUAAUGCGUUUUCUAGCCAAAAAAUUUAAAUUAUAUGGAUCUGAUGAUGUUGAAGCAAUGGAAAUUGAUGCUGCUGCUUAUAGUAUAGAUGAUUUGGUAAACCCUUUAUCAGCUUACUUUUGGGAAGAGGAGCCAAAUCAAAAAAAGAGAUUGAAAGAAAUUGCAAUGCAAAAGAAGGAAUUUUUUCUCGAUAAAUUUGAAAAACAUGUAAAAAACAACGGAGGUUAUUUUGUAAAUGGAAAGUUAUCUUUUGCGGAUUUGUGGUAUGCUGCUUCUACCGACUAUAUGUCUCGUGGUUUGGGAUAUGAUGUAAACAAAGAUCAUCCAGAGCUUUCAAAACUAGUGGAAAAAAUUCGAAAUAUUCCUAGCAUCAAGGUCUAUUUGGAAAAACGUCCACUAGCCAAAUUAUAAAUUUUUUUUAAUAUAGUGUUAUAUAAGAGGUAAUAUAUUUCUCUAUUUUUGAUAACACUAGAUUCAUUCUUAUUUAUGAUAAAAAUUUUAUAAUUCUUUAAUGUAUU
This is a messenger RNA of Chelonus insularis, 851 nucleotides long. RefSeq names its product glutathione S-transferase-like. Gene Ontology annotation, biological process: glutathione metabolic process. Gene Ontology annotation, molecular function: glutathione transferase activity. The transcript is spliced from 5 exons. The coding region runs from base 136 to 744 and encodes 202 amino acids. NCBI's taxonomy places the organism in Eukaryota, Metazoa, Arthropoda, Insecta, Hymenoptera, Braconidae. The record is from RefSeq and is a predicted model, not a curated record.